UGUAACCCCUGCCUCCGCCCCCUCAGCCAAGCCCGCUGCUCCUGGGCCUUCGGGGGGGCCCAUGCCCCACAAACCCCCACUGAAGGGGCCUCUUCACCAGGUGGGGGGGCGCGCCCCCAUGGCCAUGCGUGCCGCCUCACUGCCCCAGGCGCCCUCCUCUAAGCCCCCCGCCCGGUCGGUGGAGCCCCACGCAAUCAGAGCCAUGUCUGUGGCUGGCACCGCAGACACACAGCCUCAGGUGGUCGAGGACUUCAGGAUGCACUUCAUCACAUGGAACGUGGGCUCAGCCAUGCCUCCUGAUGACAUCACCUCACUGCUGGGGCUCAACGUAGGAGACGGGAACACGGACAUGUACAUCAUAGGGCUGCAGGAAGUCAACUCCAUGAUCAAUAAGCGUCUGAAAGAUGUGCUCUUCACUGACCAGUGGAGUGAAGUCUUCAUGGAACGCCUCGGCCCUUUCGGAUAUGUGCUGGUGGCGUCUCAGCGGAUGCAGGGUGUGCUGCUGCUGGUUCUGGCCAAGUACUACCACCUCCCCUACCUGCGGGGCGUGCAGACGGAGACCACCCGCACCGGACUAGGGGGCAUCUGGGGUAAUAAGGGUGGGGUGAGCGCACGCAUGACUGUGUUCGGCCACUCCGUCUGCUUCCUCAACUGCCACCUGCCGGCGCACAUGGAGAACUCGGAGCAGCGCAUGGACGACUUCGAGAGCAUCCUCCAGCAGCAGCAGUUUGAGAGCCAGGUCGCCAUGGGCGUGCUCGACCACGAUGUGGUGUUCUGGUUUGGAGAUCUGAACUUCCGCAUCGACGAGCUGGACAUGCACGUGGUGAAGGGAGCCAUCGACACCAACAAGCUGGGCACGCUGUGGGAGAAAGACCAGUUGAACAUGGCUAAGGACAGUGAGACCGUGCUGGAGGGGUUUCAGGAGGGCCCGCUCAAAUUCCCCCCCACCUACAAGUUUGACGUGGGGACUAACACCUAUGACACCAGUGGUAAGAAGCGUAAGCCGGCGUGGACCGACCGGAUCCUGUGGCGGUUGCGUGCCACAGCGCCCCUUGUGGUGGGGAACAGCAAGCGCCACUCUCUGUCGGGCCUGAGCAGUGGGCUGAGCACCGGCACGCGGGUGACUCAGCACUUCUACCGCAGCCACAUGGAGUACACCGUCAGCGACCACAAGCCCGUGGCCUCCAUCUUCACCCUACAGUUCCCGUAUAAGGUGGACAUCCCUCUGAUCACGCUGAUAGUGGAGGACGAAUGGCGGGAGGUGGCUGAUGCCGUGGUGCGCUUUAAGAUGCUGCCCAACUUUGGACGCAGCUCCUGGGACUGGAUCGGCCUUUACAAGGUGGGUUUUAAACAUCACAAGGACUAUGUUGGUUAUACUUGGGCCAAGCAGGAGGAGGCGGACUACCUGAAGAAGGAACAGCAGGUGACCUUUCCGGAGGAGGAAUUGCCAAAAGGCUCUGGAGACUUCAUCUUGGGUUACUAUAGUAACAACAUGAGUACCAUCGUGGGCAUGACGGAGCCUUUCCAGAUCUCCUUGCCCACCUCCAGCCCCGGAGGGGUCAGUCCGUCCGACAGCUCUGACUUCAGCUCGGAGGACGACGGGACGGUGGGCGGGGGCUCACGGCCCUCCAGUCCUGAGGGGGGCGCUAGGAGACACAGCAGCAGCAGCCCCUCCCCCACCAGAGGCUGCUCCCCAAGGGCCAAACCCAAACGCAAGGGUCGCCGCGCCAACAAACCCAAGAGGGCCCCAGACGAGCCGGCACCCUCCGGCACCAGCGAUGAGAAGGGCCCGGCUGAGGCCACCCCGACCGGGGAGCCAGCUGCAGGCGAGGCCGGGGAUGCAGGCUUGUCAUAGGCCCUGGUCGCCCCUUGCGCGCGCCAUGCUGUGUGUGUGUGAGAACUCUGUAUGAGGGUUGGGGGUGGGCUCCUGUUGGGCAAGGCAAGGAGGAGGCCUCAAGCCUCAGCCUGCGGACACCCUCACCCUACCCCUCCCUCCCUCCCUCCCUCCCUCCCUCCUCUCCUGCCAUUUCCCUCUCUCUAUCCAUCCCUCCCUCCCUCUUUCUCUGUGUCACUCACUCUAUGUCUCAGGUGGCUGCGUUAAGUCAGCCUGUUGUGUCCAGUCCUCCCGUGUCUCUCAGUAGCGGUGUGUGUCUGUGUCUCUCUCUGUGUGUAAGUGUUGUCAGACCCCGUCCUGACAUGCUGGAGGUGCUCGGAGAGGCAGCGUAGCGAUUAGCGAUUAGCAUUUGUGAGGGUAGCAGGGAAUGCCUGCCUGACAGGCCCUGAAAAUGAAUCCAGUAAAGUACAGAUGAAAUCCAGAUUGCCUUUACAUAAUUCUGCCAUGACUUCUACCGAGUCAUAGUCAUAGUUCUAGUCUUAGUCAUAGUUCCAGUUCUAGUCAUAGUUCUUGUUUUUGUUCUAGUUCUAGCGCCCGAGACAUGGAUCCAGGUCUGUGUUGCUUCAGCUGCUUUGGCUAGGAGCCCCGGCACACAAUGCGCUGUCUCGCGGAGAUGAUGGUUAGGGUCUACCAAAUGCCCUGGGGAACAAAAUGUCUGCCUUCUGCUACCUAGAACAGUUUUUCUCUUGCUGUGGAAGCUGUGGAGGCAGUAUGGUGCUCUGUAGAAGGCACAUCUGAGGGAGAAAAAUGCAAAAAAUCAAGUAUCCAAGUCAAGAACAGCACCCCCUAGUGGCGUAGAGAAGAAACGUGCAGAAAUGUAUUGUUGUCUUUCCUGAUCCCUCAGCUCUGAACUCUGAACCCUUUGCUGGGCCAUGCUGUUCUCCGCUCUCUCAGGAGAUUCGCUGAGCAUUCCGUUUCCAGAAUAAAAAAGCUUAUACUGACACCUAAUGAAGUCAAGGUAUAUGAGGUCAUAUCCUGUGAGGUCAUGUACUGUGCGGUCACGUCCUGUGAGGUCACGUCCCUGUCAGGUAGUUGGUGUGUAGUCGACUCUCACAUUGAGGCUUGUGGAAGUCAGCUCAUUCUCCAUUGGUUUGUGUCCCAGUACUGUUAGUCUGAGCUUAGUCUGAGAUUAGUCAAGGAUUAGUCUAUGGGUUUCUAGGAUAACCCGUAACCUGUUGUAAAAAAUGUUGUGCUCUCUUUCUGCUCCCCUUCUCUUGUCUGUCUCUCUCUCUCUCUCUCUCUCUCUCUCUCUCUGUUCUUCUAUCUGGGUUAGUCAUGAGUGGGGGACAGUGUGUAGUUCUUGUGCGAUGGCCGUAGUGUGACACCCUCAGUGCACCAUCCAGAUAUACAGUGUAGUAGCUCAGUCUUUAGCUGUAGGACGGUUCGUGCAGUUGUAACGUAACUUGAGUUAUGAGUGUGUGUGUGAGUGUGUGUGAGAGAAAGAGAAGGUGUGGAUGGCUGGAUGUGUGCUUGCAUGAUUUGCUGCACUUGCCUCUCAUGGUUGAGUGUUGUUCAUUACUGUUUCUGACCUUUGCUGUGUGUCAGUGUUCACAGAAUUAUCAAACAAAUUAAGACAAAUGGUUAGGAAAGCAGAAAAAAAAAAAAAAAAGAUUUGGUAAAAGAAGGAGGAAUGCUUCACACGUUGACGGAAGAGAAGAGAAGUGACUGAACGAGGAGAAGCGUUCUUCGUCAUGCUGAACAUUAUUCUGUGUUGAAUCGAUUAGGAAAGGCCAACGAGUUAAGUGAUCUGAAGAUGAGGAAGAUGAAGAUAAUGAGUGAGAAUAAGAACUCUGUUUUUGUGUGGAAGCGUGGGUCUACACGUGUGCUUGUGUGCACAGAGUGCAAGGAUAGAUUGACUUGUGUGCUGUAUGUGUAGGGCCAGAGGUGUGUGUGUGUGAGAGGUGUGUGUGUGUGUGUGUGAGAGGUGUGUGUGUGA
Molecule: messenger RNA, 3830 nt
Organism: Clupea harengus (Atlantic herring)
Lineage: Eukaryota; Metazoa; Chordata; Actinopteri; Clupeiformes; Clupeidae
Gene: inpp5jb
Product: inositol polyphosphate-5-phosphatase Jb
Biological process (GO): negative regulation of peptidyl-serine phosphorylation; phosphatidylinositol dephosphorylation
Cellular component (GO): ruffle; plasma membrane; cytoplasm
Molecular function (GO): phosphatidylinositol-4,5-bisphosphate 5-phosphatase activity; phosphatidylinositol-3,4,5-trisphosphate 5-phosphatase activity
Source: RefSeq, a predicted model, not a curated record